Molecule: messenger RNA, 1902 nt
Organism: Schistosoma rodhaini
Lineage: Eukaryota; Metazoa; Platyhelminthes; Trematoda; Strigeidida; Schistosomatidae
Source: the annotation of a GenBank genome assembly
AUGAUGUCAAGUGAUGUGGUGCUCCCCGAAUUUGGAUCCCUUUCUCUCAGCGAUAACCCUACAGGUUGGGGCCCAACAGAUAUACCAGAAGAGUUUAGAAACAUGCCUUUUCAACCAUUUUCAAAGGAUACCCGCCUAGGCAGAGUUGCAGAUUGGUCAGGAAAUAUUUUUCAAGAUAUGAAAAACAAAGGUCGCUAUGUCUCCCAGUCUGUCGGUUCACAGUACGCUUACUAUCAUGACGAGGACGACAGCAAUUUCCAACUGGUUUCUUCCGUUCGUGAAACGAAAACUCCUGCUAUUCGUCAAAGAUAUAGAUUCCCUAUGCGUGGUCGCCGUGGUUUGGGUGGUCCAGGUGCAGGGUACUCUUGGGCAGGAGGCCGGUCAGGAUAUCAGAUGAUCGGAAACCAAGGUGGUGUAUUAAACCGUAAGCUACGCAGCGCAUCAGACAGAGAACGUAUGAUGUUACAACAAAAUAGACGGUGGCAACACUGGGGACCCCAAGGUGUCGGUCAGCGACGAGGGGGAACCCAAGGUUGGAGAUCCAAUGCAGGUGCUUGGGGCUCUAAUAGUGAUCGCAGACAGGCCCAUAGGGCAGUGCGUGAUGCGUCUAUUCAAAUUAAGGAUAAUUGGACAAUGUUAGAAGAGCUAGAUUUCGCUAGACUUGCAAAGUUGGCCCUACCUAAUGUAAAGGAGCCUAUUGACAAAGUUAAUUGUGGAGAAAUGGAGUAUUAUGACAAAUCAUAUGACCGUGUUAGCACGCGAAACGAACGUCCUCUUGUAAGAGUAAAUCGGGUUCUCCACACAGUUACGACUUCCAGAGACCCAGUAAUUCACCGUCUAGCUAGCGACUCCGUUGGCAAAGUAUAUUGCACAGAUACGAUUGCUGCCAUGAUUAUGUGUUGCACUCGUUCGGUGUAUCCUUGGGAUCUCAUUGUACAACGUAUACAAGACCGUUUGUUCUUUGAUAAGCGCGAAGAUGCUGAAUCUGAUUUCGUUAGUGUAUGUGAAACUGCAACAGAACCACCUAAUGAAGAACCUGGUCAUAUUAAUUCACCUCAGCGUUUGGCAUUAGAAGCUACUUUUAUAAAUACUAAUUUAUCUCAACAAAUGCUACUGAUGGGUGGUAAAACAUAUUCGUUCCCUGAAGAAAAUCCUUUCAAAGAUGAUGAAGAGGAAGAUGAGGAUAGUCCAAAUCCAUCUCAAAAUAAAAGUCACGAAGGUGGUAAAGAAGAAUUAGGUUCUGUAGGAUAUCGAUAUCGCAUAUUUGAUUUGGGAAAUGAUGUUCAAAUGGUUAUUCGUUGCGAGGUGAAUGGUGUAAUUCAACCAACUAGUGAUGAUCAGCCAGCCACUCCACAAUUCGUAUGUAUACGCGCGCUAAAUGAAUUUGAUUCACGCUAUUGCGGUGGUGUCGAUUGGCGUACUAAACUUGAUACUCAACGGGGGGCUGUUUUGGCCGCUGAGAUAAAGAAUAAUGCCUUUAAAUUAGCUGGAUGGACUGUCUGUAGUAUACUGUCAGGUGCAGAUCAACUAAAAUUAGGAUUUGUUUCUCGUGUCAACCCCCGUGACUCAUCUCGCCAUGUCAUAUUGGGCACACAACAGUUCAAACCAUCUGAGUUCGCUAAUCAGCUGAAUUUAAAUAUGGAUAAUGCUUGGGGUAUACUGCGAUGUGUCGUUGAUUUCUUCAUGAAAAUGCCUGAAGGCAAAUAUCUAAUGUUGAAGGAUCCUAAUAAGCCUGUACUUCGCAUAUACUCUGUACCACAAGAUGCUUCCGAUUCAGAUGAAUGUGAAGAUGGUAUAAGUGAAGAAGAAGCAGUUAUUGUUGAACAACAAAACUCUGAACCAAGUAAGAUGGAAGUAAAUAACAUGUCAGGACAUAAUCAAAACGGUAUAGACGGUCAGUAA